Molecule: messenger RNA, 2202 nt
Organism: Symbiodinium pilosum
Lineage: Eukaryota; Dinophyceae; Suessiales; Symbiodiniaceae
Source: the annotation of a GenBank genome assembly
AUGGCCUUAGCCAACAUGGCUCGAGUGUUCCUUCUCCUGGUAUGGCUUCCAGUGCUUUCAAGCAGUGCGAAGAUCACAGUCAGGCAGAAUGACAUCAAAGCAGAAAAUCUAGAGCGGCCUGCCGACGGGGUGGUCGUGCGGGUUGUGGACCCUGAGCCGGCACCCAAGAAGAAAACCCAAACAUCUGAGCACGAGGUUGGAAAGGCAGCCUCAGCAGAUGACGGCGUGGUUGUGCGAAUCAUCAGUCCCCCUCAAGAGAACAAGGCCCCGUCCAAGUCGCAUGAGUCAUCCACGCACAAAGCUGAGAAGGCAGCAUCGUCCAGUGAAGGUCACGCCGAUCAUGCAAGUGAUGGUCAUGCCGAAGACCAUGGCAAGGGUGAGAAGAAAGAGCAAGGACAUGAAGAGCACGCGCAUGGAGAGGACGCCGCAGGUCAUGAAACAAAGGCUCACAGCGAGCACGGACAUGAUGAUGAAGCGCAUGGCCACGAAGAGCAUGGUCAUGAAGCAAAGGCUCACGGUGAACACGGACAUGCGGACGAAGAGCAUGGUCAUGAAGCGAAGGCUCAUGAUGAGCACGGGCAUGGGGACGACGAGCAUGCCCACAGUGAGCAUGGCCAUGAGGCAACGGCUCACGGUGAGCACGGUCAUGGCGAGGGUGCCCAUGCCCACGAGGGCACCUCGCAUGGAGGACAUGAUCAUGCAGAGUCGGAUGGACAUGGGCACGGGCACUCUGCGCACGGUGGACAUGGCCAUGGGGAGGAGGCUCACGCCCAUGGCGGGCAUGGCCACCACGCCCCGGAUGAUAAAACAUUGACUGCAUCCUACAUGUUGAUUGGCGGCGUUACGCUCGUCAUGGCUAUGUUCUACUUGGUGCAGCAUCCGGAUCUUGACAUCAGGUACUACAGCUGGAACAUCCUUACCCUCUCCGCUUGCAUCUUCAUUGCUGUUCUGGCUUCUGAUGUCGUGAACCAGGUCGCUAAGCGGUUCUUGUUCUCACACAUCGCCAUCGGUGGCUGGGGCAACGCUGGGCUUUGCAUCGCUUUGGCUAUCAUGUGGUUCCUUGCGUCGCAGCUCGUGACCGCAGCUUUGAGCGGUGCCUUUGGGGAGGAGGCAAAGGAACCCAAGGAUGCCUCGAGUGAGGAGGAGCGGCAGGAGCUUGAGGCUCUGUGGGAGCAGCGCGAGGUUGCAAUGAAAUGCUGGGGUGGCCUGGUGGCACAUUGUGCGGGUUUCGCCAUUGUGGCGAGCCUGGCGUCGCUUCAGGACUCGGAGCCUUUUGCCAGCUCAGCUGGCAUGUCGCUCCUUGUGGUUCCCAUCGCCCUUGUCCUGGUCACUGUCCUCUACCGCUUGGCAGCAUUUGCCAGGAAGAAGAUCAGCGAGAUGGAUGAUGGUGUGGUCAGCCGCGGCGAGGCUUUGUGGGAUGAGAUCUCAGAGGAGGCUGAGAAUGAAUCCCUUUGCCUGGGGCUUUCGUUCGCGUCCGUCCGCAGCAUCAGCUUCUUUGCUAUCGGCGCAGUGCCAGACACUCACUUCCAUGUCUACUCCGAUGUUUCAGAAGCGAACUGGCACCGCGGCUGGAUGGUUUUGUUCGCGGUGUCUGUGGCUUCCAUGCUCUUGGGAGUUGGGACCUUCAUGCUGAAAGAGAAGAUGUUCGGUGGACAUGGCCAUGGCCAUGGUCAUGAGAGCCACGAGCAUGAUUCCAAUGAGCAUGGCCACCACGAGCAUGAAGAGACCCCCGAGACAGACGAAGAUGACAUUCGCCUACGGGCUUUGCUGAUCCUUACGGAGACCUUCAUCAUGAUGUUCUCGUGGGGUAUGCUCUCGUGCGGCAUUGCGAUGGCGAACGCAUUUCUUCCGAAGUACGAACACCAUUUGAUCGGCCACCUGAUCGUGGCACUUGUUGUGUCUGCCCUGUCAUGUUUGAUGCUGCUCGGCCUUGACAAAGUGGCAGACGCGCUAAAAGCCGGUGGCAACGCAGAAUCGGCCAUCCACAUCAUCCAGCAUAUUAUCCUUGCACACGGCCUGCUCAUUGGCAUUAGCUGGGAGGUGUGCUUCGCCCUCAGCAUGCACGCCAUCAGUCAUGUCAUGGAUGGUCCGAACGUUGAUAUCUACCUGGCAGUCUUCCUGUGCCUUGUGGUGGUGCCGGCGUACCGUCUCUUCAUGCUCCCUGAGCUGAGGGUUCGUGAGGCCAAGAUCAAGAGCCACUGA